UUUGGGUCUCCCCGGCAAGCGUGUACGAAUCCCCGGAUGUCGAGCAAAAUGGAGGCAUUGUUUAGUACUAGUUGUGACAGCCAGGUUGCCCAUCGAAAGCAGUCCUUGCUUCUUUUAUGAUUAAAAUGGAAACGAAAAGCAUCUGGUGGUUGCAAUAAAGUGUAAUCACAAUGGACAGAGACAUAAUGGACCACGAACAUGAUGACCAUGGAGAUAGUGACCAUGAUGGGAAGGACUCUCACAUUGUCUCAGCUGCACUUGCAGGCUUUCUGUUUGGCAACAUUGAUGAAAAGGGAGAGCUAGAAGGAGACUUUCUUGAUGAGGAGUCCAAGCGCCAUCUCAGCUCCCUGUCCCAGUUGGAGGGAUUGGGUAAUAUGAUGAAGGAGAUCACAGAAGACACGGAUGACAGGCAAUCACCAAUAGAGGACUCAUUAGCCUCAGACUACGGACAUAAAUCUCCAUCAGCUGUGGACUACUCUGACAUAAGGGAGGCUGUAGAGGAAGAGCCACUUGAUGAAGAUCAGAAAAGUCUGGCCACAUCUGUGGCAGAACAAAAACAAGGUGAUCAAGACAAUGAAGAGGAUGAGGAUCGCAAGCUGAUGCCUCCUCCAACUUGGCUUCCAACACCAUCCAUGAUAGGGUUACAGCACUUGAGGGAGUCUGACUUUGCUGCAUGUGGAACAGGCAUGUCAGCAGGGGAGAUGGAGAAGCCCAAACUAAACACACCACUGGCAAGCAUGCUUCCUCCAGAACUCUCCAACAUUGAUGUGACAAGUAUAUUCCCCGAGUUCAGGCCAGGAAAGGUGCUUCGUUUCUCUAGACUCUUUAAGCCAGUGCAUACACCACACCUGUGGCGCAAACGGAGAAAGAAAAAAACUGUUGAUGAAGAGAAGAAAGUAGACACAGAAAAAAAUGAUGAUGGUGAGUUAGGAGAUGAUGAAGAUGAGGAAGAAGAGGAGUAUCUUGAAGAUGAGGAAAUUGACAAAUUGUUGAAAUUGGAGCUGGGUCGACCAGCAAGACAUGAUGAAUGCACACCUGAUGAUGAGGACAUUAUAGUAAAGCCCGUAGAGAAUCGAUCAUCAAGUCUUAACCAAGAUGGCUCAGGUGAUGGUGACCACAAGGUCAAGGUUGCUCCCUGGCGGUUUGGCCCUGCACAGUUGUGGUAUGAUCGCAUAGGUGUUGAUGAGACAGGAGACAACUUCGACUAUGGCUUUAAAGUGAAAUUGAAAGAAGAGAAGGAUGAAGACAAAGAGACAAAAGUAUCAGAUAUAACACCUUCCCAGAGCAAACCUGCUGAGGUAGAUGAUGAAGUAUACCUUAUGGUGACUCAGAUGCAUUGGGAAGAUGACAUCAUCUGGGAUGGAGAAGAAGCAAAACAGCGUGUGCUGCAGUCACAUAAGUCUCGGGCAGAAUUUGCUGGGUGGGUGCCCAGUACCAACAGCAGAACUGCCGCACAGUUCCUGCAUCAGUCAAGACUCCAGCAAGGAGGAGCACUGCAGAAAUGUGGCCCUAACUUUAAUAAAAUGCUAUCACGACAAGAUGGGGCUGGUGAUGGGAAAGAUGGGGAUUGGUAUUCCAUCUUCCCUAUUGAAAAUGAAGUCUUAGUCUACAAGAGAUGGGAAGAUGAUAUUAUAUGGGAUGCACAGAACAUGGAGAGAAUUCCAAGCCCUCCCAUCAUGACUUUGGACCCAAAUGAUGAAAAUAUUAUUCUAGAAAUCCCUAAAGAUGUUGACCCCACUGAACAGACAGAGCCGACAGGCAAAAAGGAAAAGGAGAUACGUAAAUCCAGGAUCCUUCUUGGCAAAGCUGGCAUCAUCAAAGACGAAGAGGAAGAAAAAGAAGAGGUGCCAAGUGCAGUACAAACAAAAGAUCCAUUCAACCUCUCCAAUGAUGAGCACUACAACCCUAAAGUCAUGGACAGUGCCCUUCGACCCAACAUAGGCAGUAGUCUCAUCCAGCAUUCUACUCCUGCAGCUGAGCUACGGCAACCAUUCUUCCCAACCUACAUGGGUCCCAUGAAACUGCGUAGUUUUCAUCGCCCACCCCUUAAGAAGUAUUCACAUGGCACUAUGGCUGAGAAAGGACCACAUCAAGUGCUUCCCUUGCAAAAAAUUAUCAAAAGGAAAGCAAAGAUGCGAGACCAAGAAAGGCAGGCGUUUGGGGGAGGAGAGAUAUUCUUUAUGCGCACCCCUCAGGACCUUACUGGCAUGGAUGGUGAACUAAUUUUUGUGGAGUACUCUGAGGAGUUUCCUCCCCUCUUAAAUCAAGUUGGCAUGGCAUCCAAAAUUAAAAACUACUACAAACGAAAACCAGGUAAAGAUUCAAAUCCUCCAACAUUCAAAUAUGGUGAACUGGCUUAUGCUCAUACUUCACCCUAUCUGGGAACUCUGCGACCUGGCAACUGCCUACAAGCCUUGGAGAACAACAUGUUUCGCUCACCCAUUUAUGAGCAUGCUAUGCCUAGUUCAGAUUUUCUCAUCAUUCGGACACGACAGAAUUACCAUAUUCGAGAGGUGAACACUAUUUACUGUAUUGGACAGCAGUGUCCACUAUAUGAGGUGCCUGGUCCCAAUUCCAAAAGAGCAAACAAUUUUGUCAGAGAUUUCCUCCAGGUGUUUAUUUACCGUCUUUUUUGGAAAAGCAAAGACCGGCCCCGCAGAAUCAAAAUGGAGGACAUCAAGAAGGCAUUUCCAUCACAUUCUGAGAGCAGCAUUCGCAAACGUCUAAAGCUUUGUGCAGAUUUUAGACGCACAGGCAUGGACUCUAAUUGGUGGGUAUUAAAAAAUGACUUCCGACUACCUAAUGAGGAAGAAAUUCGUGCAAUGGUGUCACCAGAACAGUGCUGUGCUUGGUACAGCAUGAUAACUGCUGAGCAAAGGCUCAAGGAUGCGGGAUAUGGGGAGAAGUCCUUGUUUGCUCCUGAGGAAGACAAUGAAGAGGAUACCCAGACCAAGAUAGAUGAUGAGGUGCGAGCAGCCCCUUGGAACACCACCAGAGCCUUCAUUGCUGCCAUGAAGGGCAAGUGCCUUCUUCAGCUGCAUGGUGUGGCUGAUCCCACAGGUUGUGGUGAGGGCUUCUCUUACGUCAAGAUGCCCAACAAGCCCACCACCAAAGAGGAAGCCAAAGAGACACCACAGAAAAAGACAGUUACAGGAACAGAUGCAGACCUUCGCAGACUCAAUUUACGAGAUGCCAAGCAACUCUUGAGGAAAUUUGGGGUGCCUGAAUCAGAGAUCAAAAAGUUGUCACGAUGGGAGGUAAUUGAUGUAGUGCGCACUAUGUCUACUGAGCAAGCCAAACAAGGCCAGGAUGAGACAGGAUGGGGGAAGUUUGCUCGUGGCAACAGGUACUCAGCAGCUGAGCACAUGGAGAGGUAUAAGGAAGAAUGCCAGAGGAUUUUUGAUCUGCAGAAUAGAGUCCUGACAUCAACAGAAACCCUGUCUACGGAUGAAGAGUCCACAUCUGGAGAAGACUCAGACUUUGAGGAAAUGGGAAAAAAUAUAGAGAGCAUGUUGUCCAACAAGAAGACCAGUUCUCAGCUGAGUCUGGAAAAAGAAGAGGCUGAGCGGCGAGAGUUGCAACGAAUGUUGAUGGGGGAAACAGGUGAUAAAGACAAAGACAAGAAGGAUCGCAAGGCAUCCAACCGUGAUGAUACUUUGAAUUUGGAAGGGCGUAAACUGAAAAUCACCAGGACAUUUUUGGAUGAGACUGGCAAGCAGUACACUCGGUCAGAGAUUGUUCGUAAUCCAGCUGUCAUCAACACCUAUGUCCGUAUCCGCCAGACCAAAGAUCCCAGCUUCAUAAAGCAGUUUGCUGCCAUGGAUGAUCAGAUGAAAGAAGAGAUGAGAAAGGAGAGACGGAGACUGCAAGAACAGUUACGCAGAAUCAAACGCAACCAAGAGAAACCUCAAGCUCCACCGCCUCCCAAAAAACCCAAGAAGAAAAAAGAGAAUGCUGUUCUCUUGAAGAUGAAAUGUGGAGCUUGUGGUGGAAUUGGACACAUGCGAACUAACAAGGAAUGCCCAAUGUACAACAAAGGAGGUGUCACAGGACCUGUGCAGGUGGCUAUGACAGAGGAACAGGAGGAGGAAGAGGAGAAGAACUUGCCCGUUGCUGAUGAGGAGUUAAUUAAUGUCGAGGGCACAAAGAUCACUGUCUCCAAGGUGAUCUUUGAACGAGCUGAAAACAUAAGACGGAAAUCUUUGGUGCUGAAAGUGCCCAAAAUGGCUGUAGAGGCAAAAAAGAAACGUCGAAUUGGAAGCACCAUCCAUUGUGACUAUCUCAAGAAACCCAAACAAUCUUCAAAUCGGCGCAGAACUGACCCCUUGGUGACACUGUCCUCAAUGUUUGAACUGAUCCUUAAUGAGAUGCGAGCAUUACCAAAUACCCAGCCAUUCCUGUUCCCUGUAAAUCCAAAAGAAGUUCCAGACUACUACAGGAUUGUCAAGAGACCUAUGGACCUACAGAGCAUGCGAGAGAGUGUUCGUAAUAAGAAGUACCAGUCUAGAGAGGAUUUUUUGAAUGAUCUCAACCAGAUUGUGGAGAACAGCAAGCUCUACAAUGGUGCACCCCAUAUGCUUACACUGACUGCGCAGUCUAUGCUUGAACACUGCCUUAAAAGAUUUGCUGAGCGAGAGCAGAAGUUCAUGCGUUUGGAGAAAGCUAUCAACCCCCUUCUUGAUGACAAUGACCAGGUGGCACUGUCUUACAUCUUUGAAAGUAUUGCAAAAAUGAAAGCUGUUGAAAACUCCUGGCCAUUCCAACAGCCAGUCAACAAGAAGAAUGUGAAGGACUACUAUGACAUCAUUAAGAAGCCUAUGGACCUAGCCACCCUGCUUAAGAAUGUUCAGGACCACAGAUACCAUACACGAGAACAGUUUAUGGAAGAUGUUGAGCUCAUCUAUGUCAACAGCCUCAACUACAAUGGACCAGAAAGUAGCUUCACCCAGACGGCCAGGAGAAUGAUGGAAGUUUGUCGCGAAUGUAUAUCCGAGAAUGAAGAUCACAUUGCUCAGCUUGAGGCUGACAUUCGUGCUUCGCAAGAGGCUGCUUUAGAUGCUGCUGAGUCUGACAGCAUUUUGACGGGUACGUCGCUCAACCAAGAUGACAGUGUUCUGGGAGGAGACAAUGAGAGUUUGGACAGCUUUGCUCUUCGAGAAAAUGUCACCAUUGCUGAGGAUGAUUCUGCCAGUGUAUCUUUGUCUCAAAAUCGAGAAGCCCAUCAGGAUAUGGAGAUGGGCUCUGAUUCUGAGUUUGUUGACAUUGAAGGAGAAGGUUUUGAGGAAAUUGGCAGUGAGGCAAACUAUCGUCAUAGUCGGAAACGCCGAUAUCCACAGGAGGAAGGAGAUGCUUAUGAUGACUAUGAUAUUUCUGAAAGUCAGUUCAAAGACGAUGAUGAAAAUGCUGAUGAUGGAGAUGUUGAAUCACGUGAACAAGAGGAUAUCUUAGGCAAACUUAGUGAAAGUGAAGGGGACGAAGAUCAAAGUAGAGAAGAGACCCUGGAGGAUGUACAGCCUCAGUACAUUGAUGAGUCUGCCCAGGACUUUGAUGCUGCAACUCAAGGUGUCUCUGGUGGGGCUGGAGACUGGUCCACAAGCGGCAUGGGCCUUCAGAUGGAAGAUGAGGAAAUCAGCUUUGACCCAACAGAAUUUUUUAUGAACAGUGCUCUGGCAUCUGCUGCUGGAGCAAGUGGUACAGACAUCAACAACGACUUGCAGGUGUCCGACUCUGAUGAAGAUGGAGAUGAAAAAGAUGAGGCUCCACUAAUUCCAACAGAGAAUCAGAAUAAUGAAGGUUUUGACAUUGAUGAAUACCUGUGACCACUUUUAAGAAGUAUUAGGUGAGAAUUUGUUUCUCUUUGAAAGAUUGUACUGUUGACAUCAUUCAGUGAAGUUCAUUUACCUGCCCAGUGCACAAGCUUAUAGAACUGUGCACAGUCAAGUUAGUGAAGCUGCCAUAGCCUGUAAACUGGAAAAUUCUUUAUACCAAAUUCUGCUUUGAAAGGAUGAUGUGCUCUAAUAUUUGGAGCUGGACAGUUUGUUCUUUCUCCUUUUGGUGUGUGCACAACAUGCAUGUGCAUGGAUUUGUUCACGUGUGCGUGCCAUUAGCAUGUAUCUUUGUGUGCAUAUGUGACAGGAUACCAUGUGGCAUGUAAACGUUUUAUUUCUUCAACUGAGUUAAAAUAAUGCAAUGUUUGUCUGACAUGCAACCUAAAGCAGACUGGUUGGGCUAGUAUUUGUGGAUCCGCCAGUGACGAAAUAAGGCUUGAAAAGCUUUCUCUUGCACCUUAUCUCCCCUAUGACAAGCGAUGUGUAAAAUAUGCUGAUAUUUUGGUUUUCUUCCUUAAUUCUAGUACCUGCUUUGUGUAGACCUCAAUAUGGAGACUUGAUACAAGCACACCAAGUUUCCUGGUAUUUAGCCAAGCAUUCCUGGUGAGGCAAACACUGCAUUAACCUUCAUAAAUAUUUUGAUAUAUUUUUAUGAAAAGAGAGAAGACUGGGCACAAAUGUUUGAAGAUGUCUUCGUAAUGGAUAGAUCAGGUUCAUGAGGAAUAGAAACCAAAUUUCUUUGUGAUGUUUGAAUUGUAGGAAUAUAUGAAGCAAGAAUGUGUAAAUGAUGACUAUGUAAAUGUUUAUACAAGUGAAUGAAGAGAGUAUUGAUACACACA
Messenger RNA from Pomacea canaliculata, 6667 nucleotides. RefSeq names its product transcription initiation factor TFIID subunit 1-like. NCBI's taxonomy places the organism in Eukaryota, Metazoa, Mollusca, Gastropoda, Architaenioglossa, Ampullariidae. Gene Ontology annotation, cellular component: transcription factor TFIID complex. Gene Ontology annotation, molecular function: RNA polymerase II general transcription initiation factor activity; histone acetyltransferase activity; TBP-class protein binding. The record is from RefSeq and is a predicted model, not a curated record. Gene Ontology annotation, biological process: transcription by RNA polymerase II; RNA polymerase II preinitiation complex assembly.